CUCUAAAAACGUUAUAGUAGGGUUCCUCCUUAAGAACUUUCUUUAUAAUUGAGAUUCUAAUAUUCGCGGCUACUUUCAUUACUAUCAAUUUAUCUUUUAUCUGAACCAAUCAGUAAAAUUAUCUUUCUUUAGAAUUUGAACUUUGUCAUAUUAUGACGUAAGAUCAUUAGCAUCUUUAAAUUGCGAAAAUAGGAGAGAAAAAAGCAUGUACUGUGAAAUCAUUUAAAUUCGCUAGCAUGAAAUUGCGCGCAAACGGCAAAAAAGCAGUUUCGCGCGGGCCUUAAUUCAUAAAUCGCCAGCAUCACAUUUGUCUCUAUAAUGUACCGCAUGUCAAUAAAAGUGACCUUGUGAAAAGUCAAUAUGACAAUGCAACUGAUAAUUGAUGUUAAUUGACACUAUGGAUUUGUGAAGUGUAAAAGAGCAUGGAAUAGUUUGAAGUCGCUUGUCCAACCACUCUUAAGCAAACAAUGGCAGGUGCAAAUAAUUUUUAAUGGACAGAUCCCAAACUGUCAAUCAUCAAUGUUUACAUAAAACAGACUGUCCAAUCAGGACUGCCAAAUGCGAUUGACCUAGUUUACACAACAGACACGUGCGUUGUUUGUGAUACCGCUUGUGAGCACUUUACCUUGGUAUGAACUUUACCUUGGUAUGAAUAGAAUAGCAAUAGAGAGAGGAGUUAUGUGUAGGUUACUAACCAAGUAGGAGGUGGUCAUGAAUUGAAAAUACCCGCGCUCGUGCAAAUCGUGUUUCCGCACGACCGCGAGUAUUUUCAAUUGAUGAACACCGAUGUAGGAGAUAAGUACCUACUUACAAAAUGUCAUAUUAAUUUGUUACUUUUUAUUUGACCUAGUGACCUAGUUUUUUGACCCCAGAUAAUACAUUUUCUUAUUUAAAUAAGACAAUUAUUUUGACUAAAUUUCAUGAUUAAUUGAAAAAUACAGCCUCUAUUGCAUACACAAGCUAAAUGUUGACGGAGAAACACAGACGACGGAUGACGGACAUCGAGCGUUCACAAUAACUCGCCUGUCUGGAGAAAAAAGGUUAACAGAAUGUACAACUAUUCAAAAUUUACAAAAUAAUCUCAUGAAAAAAUUUUAUCAAAAUAAUACAUGGAAAAUUCAUACAUAUGUAUAUCAAAUGGAACAAUAACUUUAUAUUUUUUUAAACGAGACAAACCCAAAGUAAAUAUUGAAACGUUUAAACUAUGAACUAUGUCAAUUUAACGAUGAUAUGUGUUUUUCUAGGAGGACUUUCUUCAGUAAUGCCAAAAGUGUUCAUUAAUACGUGCAUAUUGGUGUACAUGUCAUGCACGUGCAAAAUAUGGUAAAUUGGCAAAAACGCCUUAAGCGGUUACUAUGGCGAUUAGUCGGUCAAAAAUAAAAAUAAAUCAAUGAUUAGCUGCUGUACCUAUUUAGAUGUCGGUAUGUAAAAUUUCGUGUAAUACAAUAAAACCUGACCGAUUAGGAAUUUUGUUGAGUGUAAAUCAGCUUGUUGGUAAACAUCACCACGACCACAAACUAAGAAUGAAUUAGCAAACUUAAAGUUCUCUGUAAAGUUAAAUCAUAUCUACAUCGCCUAUCCCCGAUUUUUGAUAAUCGAUACACUGCUUGUAAAAAUGCAAAAAAAUAUGAUGACACUCACCUUUGUUGAUGUUCCAUUAUCGCGACGUGUAAUCGUACCUCGAAAGUUGCGACAGAGCAGUUUACCGUAUACCUCUUAAAGAGGUACGAGGGAUGUUCGAAAUGAAUUGCUUAUUUCUAUCUGGAGACUUCAAAUUUCAAGUUAGCCCAGAAGGGCUCAUUUCAUGCCCUCGAAGUACUCCCCGUGGCUAGAAAUGCAAAGUUUCAGCCGAUGUAUCCACUUCUUGAAGGCGUCACGGUACGCUGAUUUGGGCACAGUAAUAAGGUACUGAUGAAUGGCAGAUCCAAGUGCCUGUCGGGACUGGUAUUUCCGCCCAGCAAGGAAUGAUUUCAAUUUCGGAAACAAAAAGAAAUCACAUGGGGCAAGGUCUGGGGAAUACGGGGGGUGAGGCAAAACAGUUACUUUUUCCUUCUUCAAAAACGCCGUAACUAUUGCGGAGGUAUGAGCGGGGGCAUUGUCAUGUAGAAGACGGACAUGUUUAAAACCAGUGGCAGGGCGUCGUUUCUAAUAAUACUUUUUCAGUUUCUUCAGUACUACGUCUUUGUAGUACUUUCCGGUGAUGCUUUUGCCCUUUUUCACCGGCACUUUUAUUGCGACUCCUUCACCAGAGAAGAAGAUUGCAUACAAAACCUUCUUUGCACUUAAAGAACGUUUGGCAAUUAUUGGGCGUUUGCUGUGUUUAGUGGCCCAGAUCUUAUUGCUAACCUUUCUGACGGGCUCAAAAUAAUGGACCUAGGUUUCAUCACCUGUGACGACAUUGGCAAACUGCUUUUUGUCAUAUUUUGGAAACAUUUGAAGCAGCUUUUUGGCCACUUUAACCCGUUGCCUCUUUUGCUCAUCAGUCAACAGAUGUGGCACCCAUCUAGCAGAAAUCUUUCUGACUUUCAAAUGCUUCUUCAAAAUAAGGUGAACCGUUGACAGUGAUAUGCAUACCUUUCGUGCAAUAUCACGAACUGUAAAUCUGGCAUCUCCUUCAAUGUUUCCCUUUAUUUUGGAAACGAUUUUUUUACGAGAUGCAGAUUUUGGCCUACCUGAUUUCGGUGCAUUUUUGAUGGACUCUACACCAGACUCAGACUUCUUUUUCCACCGCCGAACUGUGUCAUAAGACACACAAGAAGGUCCAUAAGCAGUAGAAAGUUCAGUCAUCAGCUGCUUCAAAGAACAACCAAGUUUUGAGCGAGCUUUGAUGUAAGCCCGUAUUUCAUCUUUCUUGUCGACGCUUCUACCGACCAUUUUUACUACAGUGGUCACUGAUUGCGUGUAUUCAAAUGGCAAAUUUUAUGUCUUACACUUAGUCUAACAUGUACAUUUAUACACCAUUGUGUAGGUAUUGAAUAACCCUAUACAGGUAGGUAUUGGUUUUUAUCGUGCCCCACGUGGAUAUCGAGCUAGAGGACAAUAAGCAAUUCAUAUCGAACACUCCUUGUAGCUCUGUAGAUUACCAGACGUGUGUUAUGCAACUAAAAAGACUGCAAUUAGCAUUGUAUCACUAUAACAAACUGCUUGACAAAUAAUAUUAUUAUCUCAAAUUAUGACAACAUUUUAGAUAUUUAUUAACGGCAAUAAAGUUAUUUUAACCUUUACCUACAAUCAAAGGCAACUGGCAACUGAUGCGAUUGAUUAUGUUCUUCUCACAAGCUUCAAACUUCUCUUGCAUGUAGGAAAAUAUUCGAAGAUAAUUAAACUAUUAAUGAUGUAUUUGGUCAUUGGUUGCAGUUGAACGGACCGUGAAAUUAGAAACGGAUUGAUUUAUAUUUGACUUGGAUCAAAAUUGAUAUUUUACUUGGUUGGCAUCUGGCCUUCAAAGAGUACUCUUUUAUAUUUUUCCAUUGGAUGUUACGAAAAUAUAUGAGAUCAAUUUUUGUUUGUGGUUUAACGAUUUUUUUCUUAAAUUUACAGCAUCAACAAAUCACAUAUGUUAUUGCUUGUUUAAGCAUGCGGUUUUAUGUGGAAGAUCUGUUGCAAGAACAAAGGUAUACACAAAGUUGCUGAUGCAAUCUUGGUUCCAUUAAUAAAUUGAUUAAAAAUGGACAAUUUCAUUACCAAAAUUCUAUUUUUUACGGUUUCAGUGUGCAUUUUGGACAUUUUAGUAGUCUGUGCUACAAGUAAAGAAAAUUUUCAAAUUAAGAAGGAACAUUUAAAUAAACGUCUGAUGCCAUAUACAUUUCUUGAGGUAACUGUUGCCAGUCAUCACGACUGUGCACGUGGAUGUUUCCAUUUUGGGGGAGAAUGUAAGGCAAUAAACUUCAACAGGAAAACCAAAAAUUGUGAACUGAAAUAUAAAGAAAGCAGUUCGGCAGAUAUUUCAGAGUUCGAACAGGAUUGGGAGUAUAUUUUUACGGAUAUUAAAGAAUGGCCAAAGUCAAUGAUGGGUGGUUGCGCAGCUCACAAUUGUCAGAACCAUCAACUUUGCUUGCCGUUAGGACACAGUGACUUUCAAUGCGUGGAUAAGGAAAAUUGUGGACCAGCGCCGACUAUUGGCCAUGGAACUGUGUCAGCACCAAUAACUACAGAUGGGGCAGCAGCAACGUACUCAUGUAUCUUUGGCUACGAAAUCGUUGAUGACGUCACAACAAAAAGAUGUAAAGCAGGAACGUGGACUGGGGAAACAAUAGUGUGCUCUUUGAAAGACUGUGGACCUCUGGCAGAUGUAACAUAUGGAACAGUUUCGGCCCCAGUUACAACACAUGGAGCUUCGGCGACGUUUUCGUGUCAGUAUGGAUACGGUUUUACCUCAGGAGAUUCUACAAGAACAUGUGUGGAUGGCAUAUGGAGUGGUGUACAACCAACUUGUACUAUCAAAGAUUGUGGUUACCUACCAGGUAUCACAGAUGGCUCAGUACAUACACCAGUAACAACACAUGGAGCUGUGGCAGUAUAUGAAUGUGAUUUUGGAUAUCAGAUUACUUCUGGAGACUCUACCAGGACAUGUGACGAUGGAACAUGGGGCGGCGCCGGGGCUGUUUGUACACCAAUACCAAAUAUUGGCUGCUACACUGUCGGGUAUUCCUAUUUGUAUGAAGGAACACGUCAUCAUUCUCAGAGCGGUUAUUUGUGUCAGAGUUGGGAUGCACAAAGUCCUCAUGGUCACGACAGAACCAAUCCGGCCAAUUUCCCAGAUGACUCUCUAUCCGCGGCCGAGAACUACUGUCGUGAUCCAGACAGAGAGGGUGGCGCCCCCUGGUGUUAUACAACAGAUCCAGGUGUACGGUGGGAGUUAUGUGGUGUCCAGUCGUGUUAAUGAAAUACAACACAUCUGAUCGAAGAACUGUGUAAUUGUUUCAUUUGUAAUGAUUCAUUUUAUCGAUGACAGCAACUCUGCGAGAUCAGUUUUAUUAGUCCGCUAACCUAAUUUAUACAUAGCUUAUCAUUGUAAAAUGACAGUCUUAAUAACAAACAUUUCUUUCAUAUGAAAAAAAUUAAAUGCUUUUAACUAUGUACUUCUGGUCUACAGGCAUGUUGUGAAGGUAAAUUUUAGAUAAAGCUGCGUCAUAAGACUAAGAAGCUUAAUUUAGUAUAUAAUAUAUAUUGAUAACACCUUGUGUUUGCUACAUGCCUCUAGUACCUCACUUAGGAUAUUGAAAUGCAUACAAUAUCAAAAUCAACAAGGUAAAUGCAAAUGCAGAAUUUGUAGAGAAUGUUCUGUCUGAUUGUUCAGAACAGGAACAGUAAUAACAAGGGGUUGCAAUCACAGUAUGAUGUUAAUAGUAUUGAUUAUACAUGGAUUCAAUUUGGGAAAGGAAACAAGGUAUAAUAUUUAGCAAAUAAUCAAGGCCUUCGAGUUGUUUAUCGUCUGAUUUACCACGGUUCAGAGUUCAGAUGCGUAGGAAUUGAACCACGAGGGCGUUAGCCCGAGUGGUUGAAUACUGAAGCAUCUGAACGAUGAACCGUGGUAAAUUAGACGAUAAAUAACAAGAAGGCCUUGAUUGUUUUCAUUCUGACAUGCUCAUUGAUAUAUUUUAAUAGAUAUUAUACUGGACUUUGUUUACGCGAGGAGUAAUGUAUCGGACGUCAUGCGGCAAUAUGACGUCAUAAUUGACGCAUAAUGCGCUCUUACCGGUCUGCGCGUCAACCGUUGUUUAUCGCAGAAUAUAUAGAGCUUGAUUUUCUUCUUUGUUUAACUGGACAUCAAAUCGAGCCAUGUUAGAAUAUUCCAUAAAAUACCUGUUUGUUAAAGACUAAGAAGCUUACUUUAAUAUAUGAUAUAUAUUGAUAAUACCUUGUGUUUGUUACAUGCCUCUAGUACCUCACUUACUUUAAUAUAUGAUAUAUAUUGAUAAUACCAUGUGUUUGUUACAUGCCUCUAGCACAUGACUUACGUUAAUAUAUGAUAUAUAUUGAUAAUACCUUGUGUUUGUAACAUGCCUCAAGCACCUCACUUACUUUAAUUAACAAAUAUUCAAGGCAUUCGCGUUGUUUAUCGUCUAAUUUACCACGGUUCAGAGUUCAGAUGCGUAGGAAUUGAACCACGAGGGCGUGAGCCCGAGUGGUUAAAUACUGAAGCAUCUGAACGAUGAACCGUGGUAAAUUAGACGAUAAAUCACAAGAAGGCCUUGAUUGUUUUCAUUCUGACAUGCACGUUGAUAUAUUGCAAUAAAUAUUAUGCUGGAAUUCAUUUACACGAGGAGUAAUGUAUCUGACGAAAAGGCGGCUACAUGACGUCAAAAUUGACGUCAUAAUGCUCUCUUACCGGUCCGUGCGUCGACCAUUGUUUAUCGCAGGAUAUAUUGCGUUUGAUUUUCUUCUUUGUUUAACUGGAAACCAAUUCGAGCUAUGUUAGAAUAUAUGAUAUAUAUUGAUAAUACCUUGUGUUUUUUACAUGCCUCUAGCACCUCACUUACUUUAAUAUAUGAUAUAUAUUGAUAAUACCAAUUGUUUGUUACAUGCCUCUAGCACCUCACUUACUUUAAUAUAUGAUAUAUAUUGAUAAUACCUUGUGUUUGUUACAUGCCGCUAGCACCUCACUUACUUUAAUAUAUGAUAUAUAUUGAUAAUACAUUGUGUUUGUUACAUGCCUCUAGCACUUCGCUUACUCACUUACUUUAAUAUAUAAUAUAUAUUGAUAAUACCUUGUGUUUGUUAAAUGCCUCUAGCACCUCACUUACUUUAAUAUAUGAUAUAUAUUGAUAAUACCUUGUGUUUGUUACAUGCCUCUAGCACCUCACUUACUUUAAUAUAUAAUAUAUAUUGAUACUACCUUGUGUUUGUUACAUGCCUCUAGCACCUCACUUACUUGUUUGUUAUGGUUGUAAUGAUAUCCGAUGAACAGUGAUCGAAUGCUAUUCCUACAGAUUUAUUUUAUGAAAGUAUAGAUGUUGAAAACAGAAAACGCCUUUCUGCGACUGUAUUGAAGGUGAAAGCCAAGUACCCUUGACUGUCACUUGUACUAUGAUUUUAGACUUGAUUUAAACAAAUGUGAUUUAUUAAUCCCCCUUCUGAUAUAUAUUGAAACACAACACUGUGGGAACAAAUUUCACUGACGGCAACCCUGUCGCGCUAAAUGUGUCAUGUUCUAAUAAUGUUACUAGUGUGCAUGUCAAAAACGUAUUCUAUGUGGUACAGAUUUAUUUAAAACUACAAUGAUCAAUGUGUAUUGAUAUUGUUUGUAUUGAUAUUGAUAUUUUCUUGAUUGACCUAGUUCACUGAAAGAAAUAUAAAAACUCUUGUAAUAAGCAUUAACGUACAUGUAUAUAAUAAUUCAAAUACCAAGUAAAAUGAUAAUAGAUAAGUCCUAUUAUUCUUAGUAUUUAUUGUUACUAGACUUGUGCAUGGCAAUGGAAGAAAACGCAUCAUAAAACUCUUAAUUUAUUCCAAAUAACUUAAAUGAUUAAAUCUUCUUUGCUACAUAUGUGGUGACCUUUUCUCUUUAGUACUCAUUCCGUUUGAAUGGUUACAAAUGUCAUAGGAAUUCCAAAUGACAUCAAUUAUUUAUAAGUAAUUAUACGGGCGGAAAUUACAUGUAUACAUGUGUUAGACGGGUUUUUUCUUACCCGAGGGACAGUUAGGAAUAAAAAAGAGCGUAAGCCAGUUUGUUUUUAUCGAAGCUGUCUUUCACAGGCAGAUAUGUUAGAUCAUUUGUAUUGCCUAUCACGUUCAAAACAGAUCGAGAUGACAAAAAGACUUGGGUAUAUUUUAGCAUUAUGUUUAAUAUAUUUUCUGAUUUCAUAACAUUGUCAGUAUUUUGUGACGUCACUUAAGUUCGCUAUUCAUUCAGACAUAUGUAAGGAGAAAAUAAGACUUAAAAAGAAUGUUUGUAUCUUUAAUUUAACAAUUUUCUUCAAAUUAAUUAAAAGCAUGAAUAAAGAAAUAAAUAGUUAAAUACAGAUACUGUUUCUGCUUUGGAUACAUAAUAAAACAUCUUCUAACAUUUUUUUGUAUUUUUUUGUUGAAGCUUAAGUAAAUAAGUAAUAAAAUAUACCGUAGAAUUCUUUCAAACUUAUUUUUUGUAUUAGACUGUGACUGUGAUAUUCGCUGACUGCAAAUUAAAUGAGACGGUAAUUAUCCAUAUCCAACGCUACCAGGAUAAACAAUAGAUGAUUCAUAAUCAAUCAUCGACAAAAAUCAGUAGGUGCUUUCAUCAGUUUUUGAUUAUCAUUCGAAUUGUCUUUUAUAACGAGAAAUGUUAAUACAUUUUGUAAUUAUGUAUCGUAAUCGUAAUGGUGGAGCUACGUAUUUUAAGAAUAAAUACAUUUUUGUCUAUGAAAAGAAGAAAAAGGUUAAUCAUUAUUAACGUAUGUUUUCCGACAUAACUUGCAAACAUAACCUGAAAAUCAAGAUUAGUCUUGACGGAAGGAUUUUCCACCCCGGCUUUGUUCCUCUAAACCAAAAUAUUUCCACACAAGAUUGAGAAUUGCUGGAAUAAGACAAACUCCACACGGCGCUGUCAGAUUUGUGUGAUAUGUCGCCAUUUUGAGAAACGUUACCGCAACCAAAAAGUAAUUCACAAAGAGAGAGAAACAACAGAAAUACCUAUGAAUUAUGCAUAGUUGCACGCUCGUUGUAGUGACAAUCGAUCUAUCGAUUGUCGCCGACUAAGGACAUUUUCUAUUAUAAUCGAUCAUCGGGGCAUCCCCAAAGAGAUCAGGUUUAAUAAAUGUAGUAAGAAGCAACAUUCAUCAAAGUAUAUAACAGAUAUUUCAGUUACAUUGUAUUUAUAGAAUAUCGUGAAGGAGGCAAUGCUUAUUACUGUUUUCUAUUGACUUAAACGAAUAUGAUAUUAUGGUUAAUGCAUCGAUAAUGACAGGAACGGGUAAUAAAGGAUUCAUGGCGGAAACUUGUGAAAUUAAUAGAAUUGUUAUGCAAUUUAUCAUUCAUUCAAGAUUUUUCCUUUAAAAACAUAUUCAUAAAAAAUAUCUUUUUUGUAUUAGUACAGCAUUAUUGAUUGAAUGUUAAUUCUUGAUCUUCUAUAAUUGUAUUUUAUUUAAUUUCUAUUGAGUGUGGGCAUCUCAACGGACAAUAGGAACUAGAUAUUACAAUAACACUGAAAAAUAUGCCACAUGCAGUCAGAUGGUUCAAAUUAAGACGGCACACUGAAACAAAGGUCUAGUAUCCAAAACAUUUCUUGUUGCUAGUCACCACGACUGCGCACGUGAAUGUUUUCGUUUUUGGGCAGAAUGUAAAGCAAUAAAUUUCGACAGGAAAAACAAAACUUGUGAACUGAAAUAUAAAGGAAGCAAUUAGGUAGAUGUUUCAGAGUUCGCCCAGGGUGGAAAAUAUAUUUUCAUUGAUAUUUCAGAAUGAAGAUAUUUUAAAUUCAAAACAUAGUAUUUUCAUUCCACAGGCGUAAAUGUGAAUAAAAAAUAUUUCAAUAUCAUCUAGAAAAACUUUAUCGUCUUUUGCACACAAGUUAAACUCUAAAUACUCAUUAGCAAAGAUCUGCCGAUAGAGGGAAAUAGUUGAGUGAAUAUCGUUGGUCAAACUUAUUCUAUCCAUGUUGCAAUCUUUAUCAUUAUAAUAGAAAAGUAAAUUAUCUAUAUUAGCCUGUCCACUUAGCUCAGAAGGAAAAGCGCAGAUCUAUGGAUCUCCGCGACGGUUUGAUAAAAGAUGUUUUGCUGAAAUCAUUCGUUUUCAACUUCUGAUUUAUGCGAGGAAAUUGAAAGUUACUUACGGAGAAUAGAUUUGUACUGGUACAUAACUGAAUUAAUUUUGAAAAACUGCCAUAAACACAAACCGAAACAAACAAACAAAAUCUGUCUAUGUUACCUGCUAAACAGGACAACUGAGUCAUGCAUGUAAGAAUCCUCAAAUUGUUUUCUUUGACUUUCACAUGUUUGACAAUUGACCAAUACUUAUAUACGCGUGUAUAUUGUGUGGUGGGGUGAGAUUUUUCUCUUUCCUACAGUAGAUUUUUCAACAAAUUUCACCUUGUGCGAAAAUCAGUUGGGUUUGAAAAAGAUCGCCUGUUUGUUGGCAAAUUUCACUACAGAAAAUGCCACACUUUCCCAAGAAAUUUCUUAGUUGAAUAUUGUAUCUAAAACAUACAAUUUUAUCUUUUCUGUCCUUUCUUAAUUCUUAUCAAAGCACGCUUUAUUAUGUACACAAUUUGACACAGCCUACACCUCCGUAACCCUUAUAUGACAGGAGUUAAGUUAUAACUUAACACUAAGAUAUUUAAACUUCUGCGAGGAAUGAUCAAUAAUUUCAAAAUGUUUGCCUUGCACAUUUUUAACAAUUACACUAUUUUAUACUUUCAUAUGUUUUCCUAAGUUGUAUAACCGGAAGUACAUGUACUUGAAAAUAAAUAAGCAUAAUACUUUGGAAAUUGAAGGCUUGUUUUUCAUGUAGGAGUAUGACAAUACUUUCUUUUAAGUUUAUUACCAAUGUUUGUUAUAAAAGUGGAUUACAGAGAAACAAAAAAAAUGUUGAGUUAUAUAACAGCGAUACAAAGGAAGUACUUCCUGGUAAUUGUGACGUAUUAGUGAAGAGAAGAAAGAGAAAACUUGACAUCUGGCAGUUUUGUUUGUUUGUUUUGGGUUUAACGCCGUUUUUCAACAGUAUUUCAGUCAUGUAACGGCGGGCAGUUAACCUAACCAGUUUUCCUGGAUUCUGUACCAGUACAAACCUGUUCUCCGCAAGUAACUGCCAACUUCCCCACAUGAAUGAUCAGAGGUGGAGGACUAAUGAUUUCAGACACAAUGUCAUUUAUCAAAUAGUCACGGAGAACAUACGUUCCGCCCGAGGAUCGAACUCGCGACCCCGCGAUCUGUAGACCAACGCUCUUACCUACUGAGCUAAGCGGGUGGGCGACAUCUGGCAGUAGCAAUGAAGAGAAACAAUAUGCGGGUCAGUAUGUUCUAUUAUUAUAAUUGUUUCAACAGGACUGUAACUGGCACGAUCAGUCAGAGUAUAAGAAUACUGUAUGUGUGACGUCUUAAAUUGUAACAUUUUCACAUGGUUGUAUUAAAACUUUAGCAAAAUUGUACUCUUUUUUAUUUUAAGCAAACAUAUGAUUUAUUUAUUAUCUCAGAUAAAAUAUAUAUGUUAAUUUUAUGACGGGUUAACCUUGUGAUCAGGUAUACCAUAUUGUCAGUUUGGUAAAAUCAACUAUUGUUACAUUUUUAUCUAAUGUAUGUAAUUAAAGUUCAAUGACUUCUCAUUAGCUAAAGUGUUUUUGUAACAGUUUUAU
This is a messenger RNA of Mercenaria mercenaria, 11266 nucleotides long. Its product is annotated as apolipoprotein(a)-like. The transcript has 6 exons. Lineage: Eukaryota; Metazoa; Mollusca; Bivalvia; Venerida; Veneridae. The coding region runs from base 3668 to 4882 and encodes 404 amino acids. The record is from RefSeq and is a predicted model, not a curated record.